GCGAGGCAGAUCAUCUGAUGUUUUUGACAUGUGCUUGCCCUCAGCCGUCCGAGUCCGUACAAAUAGGAACACCAUCUCCCCGGGACCGGUAUUUGGGAUCUGCUUCUCAGAACAUCACAGACGGCAUUUAACUUACUUCGUCGAUCAUUGAGCAUCAGAGGACCAGGCGUCUCAAGCCGGCAUAAUCUUGUUUCUUUUCGUUUCUCUUCUUGCAGAUCGAAACAUUCCUUUCGCAUCACCAAACACUCGUUUUCUACACCCAAGCUCGAUCACCAUCACAACCGCCAACAUGGUCUGCCUCUCAACCAUCUCAGCCUCCCUAGCCCUCGCCAUAACCGUCCUCGCCCUCCCCUCCCCCCUGACCGCAGACCCCGCCGGCGCGAAGAACGUCGGCAACGGACAGGGCGUCCAGUUCAUCACGGGCGCGUGCCUCUCCGACGCGGAUUGCGCCUCGGGCUGCUGCGCCGGCUUCAGCGGCGGGGGCAUCUGCUCCGGCCCCGCUGUUUCCUUCGCGCAGGGAAAGCAGGGGUGCGGGUUCGGCGGGUCCGGUUCGGGUUCGGGUUCGGGUUCUGGCUCCGGCUCCGGCUCCGGCUCCGGCUUCGGCUCCGGCUCCAGCUCGGGCCAGGGGACAGUCAACGAGGGGACAGUUGGAGCGGGUGCGGGCGCGGGAGCGGGAGCGGGCGCGGGCACCGUCAAUCUGAAUCUGGCGGGGUCGCAGAACGUCGGCAAGGGGGAUGGGUCGCAGUUCAUCACGGGCCAGUGCUUUAGCAAUGCGGACUGCGCGUCCACGUGUUGUAAUAAGGCCACGGGCUUGUGUAACGCCAUUGGUGCCAUUGGCAUUGAGAACUGCGGUUUCGUGGCUGGGGCUUGAGGGCUUGAGGGCUUGAGGGGGGUGGGGUUUUGUGCCGGUUUUUUCUUUUCUUUGUCGGUCCUUCUUCUCAAUGUUUCUUCUGUUCUCAUCUACGGCUGGCCGGCUGGUAUAAUAAGAUGCAUCGUAUUAGGGCGGGCAUGAGGGUCAGUACCGGUGAUUAUUCUUGCUGGGCAUGGACUGUUCUGUUUCUUCGGGGGACUCUGGUGUAAAUUUGGUGUGGCCUGAUUCAAAAGAGCUAAUAACCUUUACCUUGGUAUCCAAGCUCCCGUCGUGCGAUUUGCGCGAGUAAUUGAAUGUUGUCAAUUGGGAGGAGUGGUGAGCCUUAAAGUACAUGAGUGAGGGCAUUCGGACUGUAGAUUAAAUGCCCUGCAUGGUGAAUUGACU
Messenger RNA from Phialemonium atrogriseum, 1255 nucleotides. RefSeq lists its product as uncharacterized. NCBI's taxonomy places the organism in Eukaryota, Fungi, Ascomycota, Sordariomycetes, Cephalothecales, Cephalothecaceae. The transcript is spliced from 2 exons. The record is from RefSeq and is a predicted model, not a curated record. Bases 290 to 871 code for a protein of 193 amino acids.